AACGUCAUCCAGCGAAGGUGGAUCAUGCCGCGCGGUCUUUUCUAUAAAACCCCCCGCGUCCCGCUCGCUGGGGACAAAUAGCCGCCGGUUCGUCAGAGAAGGCAGAAAGGAAACGUUGCUUUAAAAGUACACGGAUUUCCCUCGGCGCUGACGGGACGCCGGUCGCAGAAUUUACGGAGGAGAAAAAGCACAAGAGGGAGGAGAAAUUGGACGCAGAGGGAAGCUUUGCGCAACGCCGCUGCUGUGAACGGAGCAGAAGCGCCUUUACGCACGGACACAGGUGGAUGCUGGGCAGCGGACCAGCUCUCGAGGAGAUGUUACCCAUGGCCCAGUUCGGGGUGCUGUCGGCUCUGGCCACCGCGCUCACCUCGCUCCUGUCCGCGCUCCUGCUGCUGGCGCUGACCCGGCAGCUUUGGAGCCUCCGCUGGAGCCUGACCCGGGACAAAGAGAGCAGCCUCCCGCUGCCCAAGGGCUCCAUGGGCUGGCCGCUGAUCGGAGAGACUUUCCACUGGCUGUUCCAGGGUUCCAACUUCCACAUCUCGCGCAGAGAGCGCCACGGCAACGUGUUUAAGACCCACCUCCUGGGGAAGCCCGUCAUCCGCGUGACGGGGUCAGAAAACAUCCGCAAGAUCCUGCUGGGGGAGCACAGUCUGGUGUGCACCCAGUGGCCCCAGAGCACCCGCAUCAUCCUGGGACCCAACACCCUGGUCAACUCCAUUGGAGACCUGCACAAGAGGAACCGAAAAAUUCUAGCUAAAGUGUUUAGCCGGGGGGCUCUGGAGUCCUACCUGCCCCGGGUGCAGGACGUCGUCAAGUCUGAAAUCGCCAAGUGGUGCUCCGAGCCGGGCGCCAUCGACGUUUACAGCGCGGCCAAGUCAAUGACGUUCCGUAUCGCAGUCAGGGUCCUGCUGGGUCUGCAGAUGGAGGAGGAGCGGAUAGUUUAUCUGGCCAAGACCUUUGAGCAGCUGAUGAACAACCUUUUCUCGCUGCCCAUUGAUGCUCCUUUCAGUGGGUUACGCAAGGGGAUAAAAGCAAGAGAAAUCCUGCAUGCCAACAUGGAGAAAAUUAUUCAGGAAAAGAUUGAGCGGCAGCAGGCAGAGGAAGAAUAUCACGACGCCUUUGACUACAUGCUGUCCACUUCCAAGGAGCACGGCCAGCAGCUCAACAUCCAGGAGCUUAAGGAAACGGCGGUAGAGUUGAUCUUCGCGGCUCACUCCACCACAGCCAGCGCCUCCACAUCUCUGAUUCUGCAGUUUCUCCGCCAUCCAGCGGUGGUGGAGAGGGCCAGGAUCGAGCUGGAAGCCGAGGGCCUUGCCUACGAAUCCCACAGCAGCCACAGACCAUCUGAUGUCACCACGGAGAAAGAGGAGGAAGCUGCAGACAAGGAGACAAGUCGCCUGCUCAACGGAGACGGUCAUAAUAACCAGAAUCCCAGGGAUGGUUUUCCACAGUCUCAGUCUCGUGUUCCCUAUCUGAGCCUGGACAAGCUGAGCCGGCUCCGCUACGUGGACUGUGUCGUCAAAGAGGUGCUCCGCUUCCUGCCGCCGGUAUCCGGCGGUUACCGGACCGCCCUGCAGACGUUCGAAUUAGACGGCUACCAGAUCCCCAAAGGCUGGAGUGUAAUGUACAGCAUCCGGGACACUCAUGAGACCGCAGCGGUCUUCCAGAGUCCGGAGCUGUUUGACCCUGACCGGUUCGGACCGGACCGGGAGGAGAGCCGGUCGGCUCGCUUCAGCUACGUGCCGUUCGGCGGGGGCGUGAGGAGCUGCGUUGGGAAAGAACUGGCCCAGAUGAUCCUAAAGACGCUGGCAGUGGAGCUCAUCGGGACCUGUAAAUGGACUCUGGCCACCAAGAACUUCCCCAAGAUGCAGACGGUGCCAAUAGUGCAUCCGGUCAACGGGCUGCAUGUGAAUUUCACUUACAACAACCCUCUUUAGACAAAAAAAAACCCCACCGCGUGACAGACUUUCCAAAUAAAUUCAACCCAAACGGGCAUCUUAACCUCCAGUCUGCUUUUGGAAAAGCGCUCCAAUACAUGAGACACGAGCACCGCGCCAGGCCCGAGGGUGCAAUUUCGGCCAACCUUCAUUUCCACAGGCAUGUAGAAGGGGUUUACAUUGGUGGUUUGGAGCAACUCAUCAUCUCUACAGUGGCUUGACCCAAACCUCCUUAGAAACCACCAGCUCAACGUGUUCACCUGCAGCAUCCCACAGCUGUUACUAUUCAUUACAUGCUUCUUCUUUUUUUACGGUAGUUAAGGUAACUCGGUGCGAUUUAGUUUGUCUGUGUAGCCUUUUCCUACCUAGAACUUCUGGGUUUGACAAAAGGUGCCGAGUGAACAGACCUACAGGACAUUUUACUUUAUUAAAUCUAAGACCAUGCAACACAUCAACACUCGCUGACAGGAAUGAAACACCUCCUACAGUCUCCCUACAAGGCCAUCUUGCAGUUUCAACAACUUGUUACACAAAGUGGUUUACAGAUGUAGCUUUUGCACCAACGUGCAUCUGUAAGGACAUACCCGAGAGCUAUGAGCGGUCGCUGCGUUGGAUGAGCAAGCAUUUCGUAUUUCACUUCAAAAAAAAAAAUGCCUUUUUGAAAACUGACAAAAAACACAGCUGGUUGUAUUCCUGUAUAUGAGCAAGGCACUUGAUGCCGGUCAGCUCUGUGAAAAUCCGCAGGAACAAAUGCUCUUUAUUAAAUCUACAUGUGAGUUCUCAUUACGACCAGUGUAAAGUCAGAAAAAGAGUGAAAAGAUCUGCGGUGGUAUUUUAACACUUUUAGGAAACAUUUCCAGCCCAAUGUUGGACACAACAUUUUUGCAAUGAACUCAUCUGCUAAACCACUUUUACUGACGGAACUUGCACUUAAUAUUGACACAUAAAUCCCACAACCAGGAACUACACAAACAUCAAGGCAAAAUACAUUCAAACGGUUCUGUUUUUGGAACACGAAUGUAAUAUACUACAUAUCCUCAACAGUGCUAUUAUGUGUGUAUCAAAUGAAGUAGCGUUAUGAAUAAGCUGUAUUUAAAAUGCAGAUGUAUAAUUUCUGUUUUGCUUUUAUUCUGUAACAAUAUUUGCUAUAAUUAUAAAUAGAUAGACACUAAACUGUAAAGGACUGUCCAUACAACUAUAUUUCACUGCCAGUACGUAGAUAUCUUUCAUUGUUUAGAGCAGCAUUUAUAUAGAGUAAAGUUAUUAUAAUUAUUAUCAUUAUUGGUCUAAUGUUAUGACUGUUUCUAUCUAGGUUCGAAGCCUAACGGACACGCUGUGAAUUCUUAUGUACGGAUGGAUUCGUGGAAGGAGAUAGCACUUUCUCUGCUUUAAGGAGUCUGUAUAUAUUUGUCCUGUUGAUGCAUUCAUUGAGUGUUCAGAUGUAGCUGCUGUACAGUUGAUAAAGAGUAAAUUAGAAGAUGAAAAACAGAAACAGUUGUCAUAUUUUGCUUUCGACAAGGAGAUGUUUGUGAGUUUAGACUGUCAUUUAUAAAUGCUUUUUAAAGUU
Messenger RNA from Gasterosteus aculeatus aculeatus (three-spined stickleback), 3504 nucleotides. It is a transcript of the gene cyp26c1, whose product is annotated as cytochrome P450, family 26, subfamily C, polypeptide 1. Gene Ontology annotation, molecular function: heme binding; oxidoreductase activity, acting on paired donors, with incorporation or reduction of molecular oxygen; iron ion binding. The record is from RefSeq and is a predicted model, not a curated record. Gene Ontology annotation, biological process: sterol metabolic process. NCBI's taxonomy places the organism in Eukaryota, Metazoa, Chordata, Actinopteri, Perciformes, Gasterosteidae.